This is a messenger RNA of Saccoglossus kowalevskii, 3446 nucleotides long. RefSeq names its product oxidation resistance protein 1-like. Gene Ontology annotation, biological process: response to oxidative stress. The record is from RefSeq and is a predicted model, not a curated record. Gene Ontology annotation, cellular component: nucleus. NCBI's taxonomy places the organism in Eukaryota, Metazoa, Hemichordata, Enteropneusta, Harrimaniidae.
UGCAAGGGAAUGAUUCGACAGCCUAAAGGAACCUUGUCAUAUACGGUGUCUACUCGCGAUUCCCUUGAUAGUAUAGCGUUACAUUACAAUACGACACCGUCUGAAUUAAUGAGAUUGAAUAGAUUAGGAUGCAGAAUGAUAUUCCCUGGACAGAUGCUGUAUGUACCAGACCCGGAUUCCGUUGAGCCGGUUUGUGUAAGUCCAUCUCAGUCACCUGAAGAAAUCACACCUAUCAAUGAGAAUUUCACUAGUAUAUCAGGAAGUUUUGACAAACCAAGGGAUGUACCAGUGGUGUCGCAAAGACAAAAAUCUAAAGACAUUCCAUUUACGAAAGAUGAGUCAUCGAAAGACAAAAGGAAAGACAAGAAAGAUUUACUCCUGAAACGGCAUAGUACUCCGAAACCAGGAAAAGUUGUCAGACAGUCAUCACGACAGUUGUCUAUAGAAAGCCCGGUAGAAACAGAAUAUUUUGAGAAAUUUCUGAAGAUUAAUGUUAAGUACAUAACAGAUGGUCAGGGUGUUGUUAGUGGAGUGCUGUUAGUCACACCAAAUGCCAUUAUGUUUGAUCCCAAUGUAUCUGACCCAUUAGUCAUAGAGAAUGGUGCCGACAUGUACGGUAUUAUCACACCAAUGGAAAUGGUUAUCAGCGCAGCAAUGUACCAUGAUAUAUCCCCUAUGUUGAGAAAAGACGCAACAGCGGAAAUCUACCAUGCUGCCAAUUGUCCGCUAGCAAGGAAGAAAAAGAAAAAAGAAGACAAGAAAGAAGAUACUUCUGAAAAUAAGGAGAAUAUUGAUGAUAAGAUCUCCAUGAAUAUGCAGCAGAGUUCACCAGAGGAUGGUGAGACACAAUGUGAUGCUAACACAGAAGAAGAUAAAGAUGAAGUGUUCUUCCAAGCUCCUGAGAAGUUAUGUGACUGCGUCAGUGAAAAUAAAUGUAAAGAUGAAUCAGAUCAUAUCCAACCAGGAAGUAAAAGCCAAAUUACAACUAAAGAUACUGCCAGUGAUGAGGUGGAAAAGUUGUGUAGAACCGUUGCUAUAGACUCUGGAGAUGGGAAUGUUGAGACCAGGGAAUCUACAGAUACAAAACUACCAGGGACAGCAAAAAUACCAGAUAAAUUGGUUACUGCAUCAGCCUCCCUGGUAAUGGGUGAUGCAUCCGUGGAAUCUGGGAGUGUCAGUGUGUCUGAAACAUUGGAAAAUUGUGAAGCAAAAGGAGUGAAACGUGUGGACAUAGAAAUCCAGGAGGAGGCGUUGGUAGCUGUAGCUGACAAACAACAGAUCGUGAAGCUCCAAGAUCAGUGUGAUAUCGGUGAAUAUGUGGAUGACUCAGUAAAUAAAGGAAGUGUAGAAAGCGGUAUAGCCGAAAUGAAUGAAACUAUGACGACUGACGAAAUGUCAGAUAUAGUUGUGGAAAGUGGAAGAAUUAACACGCAUGCGACUGUAUUCAACGCUGAUAACUCAAAACCUGAGGACAAAGCCAAAAUGGUUAGUCACCGUAGUAGUAAUGAUGUAAAACAAGCUGAAACCGACUCUGUAGUGGAUGGCAAAGAGGGUGUGUCGGAACUACCCUCAACUGAUCCUGUUCCUGUGGAUAGUGGCAGUGAAAGUGCUACGCAGCAUCCCUUGGCUAGUAACACUAGCAAUGUGAAGGGUGUGGAAGAUGGGCGUUUUGGUGAGUUCAAAACUCUCGAAUUAAGCCCCGAUGGUGAUGUGUGUGAACAAAAAGCUGAAAUAGAGGGUACCACCUGUGAUUUGUCAUUGUUGAGUGAUGUCUCAAAGGACUCGAUCACUGAGAUUCAAUCUGGUGUUUGUAGUGAUACGAGCCGAGAUGAUGAUGAUGAUGAUGCUAUCAGACCACGUACUAGGAGUUUUGUUGAUUUUUCCUCAGGACUCUUCGCUAAGGAACAGGAUCCAUCCUCGAUGGUACCUGACAUAACGGAAGUGAUACGAGACACCAGCGCCACACAAAUGGAGAUAGAACGGAUAAAAGCCAGCGCCCGACGAGUAAGAAUCACUCCUAGAAAUCGCAAGAAAAGCGAUAGUGAUCUUCAACAAGAUCGCAAGGAGAGAACUAAAAAACAAUUGGAGCGCCUUGCAUCAUGGGAUACUAAUUAUCACGAAUUACUCUUACGGCCAAAACGUAUGAAUGAGCCACCAUUGUACCUGUGUUUAAAAGUAGGUCAGCCAAUGAAGAAAACUUUUACUGAAUCAAGUGCUAUUGAGUCUUAUAGCAUUAAAACAAAGAAACCGGAGUACUGGUUUGCUGUACCAAAAGAUCGAGCUGAUCAUUUAUAUGCGUUUUUUGUACAAUGGUCUCCCAAUAUUUAUGGUAAAGAAGACCCUGAUGCCAAAGAAAUGGUUUUGGAAUGUAUCUUUGUUUCACAAAAAAAAGAUGACAGUAGUAAUACGGGUGAAAAUGGAUCCAUAGAUGUGAUAGAACAGUUGGAGCUACAAGAAGUAGCUACGUACAACUGUCGAGAAGUGGACCUUGUGCGUCAAAUGACGAUUGUAACAAUUGAAGAAGCUAAAAGAAGACUGUCCUUACUUGAAGGGGAAGAGUUACCAUUGCCAGAAUUGAUUGGGAAAUGUAGUUUAUUAAGUACUGAACAGAUCAGUAAGCUUAUUUGUCAUUUGCCACCUCGUGUUGAGGGAUACAGCUGGGCCUUGAUCUACAGUACUUACGAACAUGGUUUUAGUUUAAAGACGCUGUAUCGUAGUAUGAAUGGCUAUGAUUCCCCAGUCCUGCUGAUCAUCAAGGAUUCCAAGGAUAAUUUAUUUGGUGCAUUGAUAUCCACCCCUAUCAGAGUGAGUGAUCAUUACUACGGCACAGGAGAAACAUUUCUUUAUAACUUGACACCAGAAUUCAAGAAAUACUCAUGGACUGGUUCCAACAACUUCUUUGUCAAAGGAGAUUUUGACAGUUUAGCGAUUGGAGGUGGAGAUGGCUAUUUUGGAUUAUGGUUGGAUGGGGACAUCUACCAUGGAAACAGCCAUCCAUGCCAAACGUUUAACAAUGACUGCCUAUCAGAACAUGAAGACUUUGUAGUGGAAGGCUUAGAAGCAUGGGGUUUUGUCUAAUAAUUGACACUGAUAUAUCAAAUGAUAAAGACAUCAACAAGAUUGUGCAUUGCAUAACCGUGCGAAGACGCUUUAAACAUUCUAUCCGUUAUGUGUUUUUGUGCAGGUUGCCGGUAAACCAGGUUGCAUGUCUUAUACCGCAGAGAGUUGGAACAGGGGAGAAAAAAAGUCUUGACUAAAAUAUAAUUUAUGAACUUGAAUAAUUCAUUCUGUUCAAUGAAAUUUAUUGUUUUCUUCAUCUUUCAGUUAUUCUACAAGACUAAAAUGCUUAUUAUUAAUGAGAAAUAUGGUUUUAUUGAAUUUUCUGCCAGUCAAUGCAAUCCUUCUGUUCUGAGUUUGUCUGGUUUAAUCAUCAGUGCAGUUAUCUA